AUGGUGGCCACAAGCAUUCCAGUCAUCGACCUGGAGCCCGCGCGGAUAGGUGGUCCAGAAGAGCUCGCCAAAGUCGCGCACGAGGUGUACAAGGCGUUCAAGCAUGUCGGGUUUGCCUACAUCAAGAACCACGGCGUGCCUCAAGACCUGGUUGAUGAGGCAUUCGGAUGGAGCGCCAAAUUCUUCGCCCUUCCCGAUUCCGAAAAGAACAAAGCUCCCCACCCCCCAGAAGGCAGCUACCACCGCGGCUACAGCGGGAUAGGCCGCGAAAAAGUCGUCCAGAUGGUUUUCGACUCAGACUCGAUCGCGCAGCGUCGCAAGACCCCCGACGUAAAGGAGUCCUUCGAAAUCGGCAACGAGAACGACACGCAAAUGCGCAAUAUCUGGAUCCCUGAAGAAACUCUCCCUGGAUUCCGCGGCUUCUUCGCAAAGUUCUUUUCGACCUGCUCGGAUCUCGAAACGCUUAUGCUUAGACUUAUCGCGCUUGGAAUGGGGCUAGACGAGAACUUCUUUUUGCAGUACCAUUCCGACCGCACGAACCAGUGCCGCUUACUCCAUUAUCCACCCGUUGAGGAGGAACUGCUGCGAGAAGGCAAGGCCGAGCGUAUCGCGGCGCAUACGGAUUUCGGCACCAUGACCAUCCUCUUCCAAGAUGAGGUCGGCGGUCUCGAAGUCGAGGAUAUUGAUGUAAAGGAGAAAUUCAAUUCCGCGCCGUAUAUCCCCGGCAUGGCGGUCGUGAAUAUUGGCGACUUGCUCAUGCGCUGGAGUAAUCAUGAGUUGAAGUCCACGAUGCAUCGCGUCAGAGCGCCGCCGUUGGUGGAUGUUGCAGAUGAGACGACGGGGGAGACCAAGGGGCGCAUGACGAAGGCACGCUACUCGAUUCCAUACUUUAUUAGUCCGGAUCGUGAUCGCGUUAUUGAGUGUCUGCCUAAUUGUCAUGGGGAGGGGAGGCCCAAGAUGUAUGAGCCAAUUACGAGUAGUGAGUAUAUUGCUAUGAGGAUGAAUGCGACGUACUAG
Aspergillus mulundensis is the source of this 1017-nucleotide messenger RNA. Its product is annotated as isopenicillin N synthase family dioxygenase. Gene Ontology annotation, molecular function: dioxygenase activity. The record is from RefSeq and is a predicted model, not a curated record. The transcript has 2 exons. Bases 1 to 1017 code for a protein of 338 amino acids. NCBI's taxonomy places the organism in Eukaryota, Fungi, Ascomycota, Eurotiomycetes, Eurotiales, Aspergillaceae.